AUGUGCGACUUGUGUUCCCCGGAUUUACCGGAAGACAAGAAGUUUGAACAAUUAGUGAAGAUUGUCAAAGACCACUUGGAGCCACAAAGGUCGGAGAUCGCAGAGAGACAUAUGUUCCGGCAAAGGAAGCAAAGGCAAGGGGAGAUAGUGAGUGAUUAUUUGAAAAGUCUAAAACAUCUCGCCAAACAUUGCAAUUUUCGGGAUUCUUUGGAGGUAAAUUUGAGAGACCAGUUUGUUUCUGGCCUUCAAAGUGAAGAUAUGAGGUCACGAUUGUUUGCCGAGCGGAACAUCGAUUAUAAGCGAGCAAUAGAACUCGCAUUGGCGCUCGAGGCAGCGGAGAGACAUGCAGCGGAGGCAGCGUCCGGGGCGAGUUCCAGCGCCAUCUCGGAAGGGCUGCAUCGCAUCAGAUCCUCACCAGCGCGCGCGGAGCGCGGGCGCAUGAAACGGCGCGAGGGAGCGGGUGGCGUGCAGGCAGACGCGGCGGCCAGGGCCGGUGCGCUGAGCCUCGAGGGCUCACGGCGCGGCUGCUGGCGUUGCGGGCGCAGCGGGCAUCCGCCGUCCCGGUGCCGCUACAAGUUCUACAGCUGUGAUUCGUGUGGGCAGAGGGGCCACCUGAAGGUCGUGUGCGGUAAUGUUGAUAAGUGUAGUGAUGCGGUUAUACAGAAAAACACAAAAGAAUUAUUAAGGAAAGAAUUUCCCGAGGUUUUCGCUGAUGGGCUUGGGACUUUUAAAACUCGAAUGCAGUUGCAUUUAGCUGACAAGACUCCAAUUUUCGUUAAAUCGCGCCCGCUUCCCCUCGCACUUCGCGCGCCGGUCGAGCGCGAGUUGGAGCGGUUGCAGCGAGAUGACGUCAUUUAUAAGGUAGACCGUUCUGAUUACGGUACGCCUAUUGUUCCUAUAAUAAAAAAAAAUGGAGACAUUCGUAUUUGUGGAGACUUUAAGGUCACUAUUAAUCCGCUAUUAAAAGAUUUUCAUUAUCCUCUUCCACAAAUUGAAGAUAUAUUUGCUACCCUUGGGGGAGGCGAACAGUUUUCUAAAUUAGACUUGUCCCACGCCUAUCAGCAAGUGUUAUUAACGGAGGACUCGCAACCCAUGACCGCUAUAACUACACACAUAGGCACCUUCGUUUACAAGCGAGUACCUUUUGGAAUAAAAUGUGUUCCUGAGUAUUUUGAAAAGUUGAUCGAAGAAACUCUGUGUGGCUUAUCCUCUACUGUAGCUUUUCAGGACGAUAUUUGUGUGACUGGCAAAGACAGAGAGACUCAUUGUAAAAAUUUACGUGCCGUUUUAGCCCGAUUAAAAGAGGCCGGGUUGCGAGUAAAUUGGUCUAAAUGUGAAUUCUUUAAGGACAGUGUAACAUACUUAGGAUACAAAAUUGAUAAAAAGGGUCUACACACUGAUGCAAAUAAGAUAAAAGCUAUUGUUUCGGCGCCAUCACCGAAAGACAAAAAUGUAAAAUGGUAUUGGAGUUGCGAAUGUGAAAGUGCCUUCAAAAGAGUUAAAAACAUUAUCAGUAGUUCGCCUGUGCUCGCACACUACGAUCCCAAGUUGCCGUUGCUGUUGUCGGUGGACAGUAGCGCGUAUGGACUCGGCGCGGUUCUCACGCACCGCUACUCCGACGGAUCGGAAAGUCUUAUCAGUUGCGCCUCGCGUACUCUUAAUGAGGCCGAGCAACAGGGAUGCUUGGUUUGGGGAUAUAGAGUAAUUAUCCCUGCCAGUUUGCACUCCGCUGUGUUAGACGAAUUACAUUCCGGGCAUAUAGGCGUUGUUAAAAUGAAACAGCUGGCUCGGAACUAUCUGUGGUGGAGCGGCUUGGACGCCGAUAUUGAGCGCGUGUGUCGCGAGUGCACCGUAUGCGCCGCGCUGCGCGCACAGCCGCCGCCCGCGCCGCUGCACUCGUGGGAGUGGCCGGUGGAGCCUUGGUCGCGGUUGAAUGUUGACUUUUUAGGUCCGUUUCGUAAUAAAUAUUAUUUAGUUAUUUUAGAUGCUCAUUCCAAAUGGUUGGAAGUGGAACCAGUGCCAAAUACUUCGGCAGCUACCGUUAUAUCUUGCCUGCGCAAAAUAUUUGCCCGGUUCGGUCUAUGCAAGGUCACUGUGAGCGACAAUGGUCCACCAUUUUCUUCAUCCGAAUACUUACAUUAUUUGAAUAAGAAUGGAAUCAAGCGAAUAUUAGUCGCCCCAUAUCAUCCAUCGAGUAACGGUGCAGCUGAAAACGUUGUUAAAACUGUAAAGCUAGUAUUAAAGAAGGCUAUAAUCGAAAACGUGAAUUUAGAAAAAGCGUUAUGUACAUUUUUAUUUACAUAUAGAAAUACAGAACAUUGUACCACUCAAAAAGAACCCUCCGUGGCACUUUUGGGACACAGGUUACGCGGCAGGUUAGAUCUUUUACGACCGAAUACCAGAGAUGUCAUUCGCGAUAAACAAUCAAGUCAAGAAGAACGUCGCGGUGGCUCAUUGCGAGAAAUGAGCACUGGAGACCGGGUUCUGGUCCGGAACUAUAAUAAUAAUUUAGUAAAAUGGAAGGAAGGUGUAGUGUUGGAUAGAACCGGUCCCGUCUCCUAUGUUGUCAAAACAGACGAUGACAAUCGUACUAGUAGAAGACACGUUGAUCAAAUACUUGACAAAAAUUAUAAAAAAUCUAGGUAUACUUUAACAGGCAUGGUGGAUAAUGAAAACUCGGGAGAAAGAGAGAUGAAUGAUGAAGCGUUCAAAAGUUUUGAUAAUUCUGUUGUCGGUUCGUCUCCUGUAACAGAUACAGAAAAUCAGCUAGUAAAGGCACCUUCACCUUCUCAAGCGAUUCCCAAUACGAAUAGUCCUCUUCGUAUGGCAUUAAGACCGCGGGUCAAAAAGAUGAUGAAAUUGUAA
Messenger RNA from Pararge aegeria (speckled wood butterfly), 2865 nucleotides. RefSeq lists its product as uncharacterized. The record is from RefSeq and is a predicted model, not a curated record. Lineage: Eukaryota; Metazoa; Arthropoda; Insecta; Lepidoptera; Nymphalidae. The transcript is spliced from 4 exons. Bases 1 to 2865 code for a protein of 954 amino acids. Gene Ontology annotation, biological process: DNA integration. Gene Ontology annotation, molecular function: nucleic acid binding; zinc ion binding.